This is a messenger RNA of Nerophis lumbriciformis (worm pipefish), 4812 nucleotides long. Lineage: Eukaryota; Metazoa; Chordata; Actinopteri; Syngnathiformes; Syngnathidae. The record is from RefSeq and is a predicted model, not a curated record.
AUGUUUUCCAGGGCCAAGUCUGGAUUUCUUCUCACGUUUGAACUUGUUUUGUUUCUUCUGGUGCUCUCCGGGUGUCCCGAAGCCACCUGCCAGGCUCGGACUAAAGGGAGAUGGAACAAGGGAGGAUCCCGUCUGCGCCAGGAGGACUCACCACCUCGGAUCGUCGAGCACCCCUCUGAUCUGAUCGUGUCCAAGGGUGAGCCGGCCACCCUCAACUGCAAAGCGGAGGGCCGGCCCACGCCCACAGUGGAGUGGUACAAGGAUGGUGAACGGGUGGAGACGGACAAGGACGACCCGCGCUCGCACCGCAUGCUGCUGCCUAGCGGCUCGCUCUUCUUUCUGCGUAUCGUGCACGGGCGGCGGAGCAAACCCGAUGAGGGCGCCUAUGUGUGUGUGGCCCGCAACUACCUGGGCGAGGCCAUCAGUCGCAACGCCUCCUUGGAAGUAGCAUUGCUGCGAGACGACUUCCGGCAGAACCCGACCGACGUGGUGGUGGCAGCGGGCGAGCCGGCCAUCCUGGAAUGCAUUCCUCCAAGAGGUCACCCCGAACCCACCAUCUACUGGAAGAAGGACAAAGUGCGUAUUGAGGAUAAGGAUGACAGAGUCACGAUCCGUGGAGGGAAGCUGAUGAUCUCAAACACAAGGAAAAGCGAUGCCGGCAUGUACAUAUGUGUGGGCACCAAUAUGGUGGGAGAGCGCGACAGCGAGACAGCACAAGUUACCGUGUUUGAGCGACCGACAUUCCUCCGCCGCCCCAUCAACCAAGUAGUGCUUGAAGAUGAGAUGGUAGAGUUCCGCUGCCAGGUGCAGGGAGACCCCCAGCCUAACGUGCGCUGGAGGAGGGACGAUGUCGAUGUUCCUCGUGGGAGGUAUGAAAUCAAAUACGACAAGGACGACUACGUGCUGAGGGUGAAGAAGGCAUCAGUCAGCGACGAGGGCACCUUCAGCUGUGUGGCAGAGAACCGCGUCGGCAAGCUGGAGGCUUCUGCCACUCUUACCGUACGAGACCUUCCUGUUUCUGCCCCGCAGUUUGUUAUCCGUCCGAGAGACCAGAUUGUGGCGCAAGGACGUACUGCCACUUUUCCCUGCGAGACCAAAGGAAACCCUCAGCCUGCAGUAUUCUGGCAAAAGGAAGGAAGUCAAAAUUUGUUAUUUCCAAACCAGCCCCAGCAGCCCAACAGCCGCUUUUCCGUGUCAACGGGUGGCGCCCUCACCAUCACGUCGGUGCAGCGGGGUGACGCCGGGUACUACAUAUGCCAGGCAUUGACGGUCGCAGGUAGCAUCCUGGCCAAGGCACAGCUAGAAGUCACAGAUGUCUUGUCAGACAGACCGCCGCCCAUCAUCCGCCAAGGCCCCUCCAACCAGACUUUGAGUGUGGACAGUGUCGCCCUUCUCAAGUGCCAGGCGUCGGGCGACCCCAUCCCCUCAGUCAGCUGGCUCAAGGAUGGCGUCAGCUUGCUGGGGAAGGACCCCCGUAUGUCCCUGCAGGAAUUGGGCAGUCUGCAGAUUACCAACAUUAAGCUCUCUGACUCUGGGAUCUACACAUGCGUGGCCACAAGCUCCAGCGGAGAGACGUCGUGGAGUGCCUUCCUCGAAGUUAAAGAGGCUGGCGGCAUAGCUCUUACAAAGAACCACAAUGACGACGAGCUCCCAGGACCGCCUUCCAAACCUCAGGUUACCGAUGUCACCAAGAACAGCGUUUCUCUAUCCUGGCAAGCCGGGCUGGUUGGCGCGUCGCCCGUCAGUUCCUUUGUCAUCGAAGCCUUCAGCCAGUCAGUGAGCAACAGCUGGCAAACAGUCGCAGAUCACGUGAAGACCACCCAGUUCACCGUCAAGGGUCUACGCCCCAACACUAUCUACCUGUUCAUGGUCCGAGCGGUCAACAGCCAGGGCGUGAGCGAUCCGAGUCCCAUGUCGGAGCCCGUCAGAACACAAGACAUCAGUCCUCCGGCUCAAGGUGUGGACCACCGACACGUUCAGAAAGAGCUCGGCGAGGUCAUCGUUCGCUUGCACAACCCCGUGGUCUUGAGUCCCACGGCUAUCCAAGUCACAUGGACGGUGGAUCGCCAAUCCCAAUUCAUCCAGGGUUAUCGAGUCCUGUACAGGCAGACGUCUGGGCUGCCAUCGCCAGGACACUGGCAGACGCAGGAUGUCAAGGUCCCGUCGGAGCGCGGCGUGGUCCUGUCAUCUUUGAAGAAAGGCAUCGUGUAUGAGAUCAAGGCCCGACCUUACUUCAACGAGUUCCAAGGCAUGGACAGUGAAUCCAAGACUGCGCGGACCACCGAGGAAGCCCCCAGUGCUCCACCUCAGCAGGUGACAGUUCUCACCGUUGGAAACCAGAACAGCACGUCUAUCAGUAUCUCCUGGGACCCCCCUCCGCCAGACCAUCAGAAUGGUAUCAUCCAAGAAUACAAGAUUUGGUGCCUUGGGAACGAAACACGUUUCCACGUCAACAAGACGGUGGACGCAGCUAUUCGCUCGGUGGUAGUUGGCGGGCUGCAAGUGGGUGUGGUUUACCGGGUGGAAGUGGCUGCCAGCACAACCGCAGGGGUGGGAGUCAAGAGUGAACCCCAGUCUAUUGUCAUUGGCAAGGCUUUCCAGGACGUGAUCAUCCACGGGAACCGCAACAAUAGCAUCACAGAGCAGAUCACUGACGUGGUGAAGCAGCCGGCCUUCAUUGCCGGUAUCGGGGGCGCCUGCUGGGUCAUCCUCAUGGGCUUCAGUAUCUGGCUGUACUGGCGGAGGAAGAAGAGGAAGGGUCUGAGCAACUAUGCAGUUCAGUCCUUCACCUUCACCCCUGCAGUUACAUUCCAGAGAGUCGACGGUGGUCUAAUGAGCAACGGGAGUCGACCAGGCUUACUCAAUCCCAGCGACCCAGGUUACCCCUGGUUGGCUGACUCCUGGCCCGCCACCAGCUUGCCUGUCAACAGCAGCUCCGGAGGACCUAAUGACCUCACCAACUUUGGCCGAGGAGAUAUCACAAGCAACCAAGGUGACAAAACAGGCACCAUGCUUUCAGACGGAGCCAUCUACAGCAGCAUCGAUUUCACUACCAAAGGCAACUACAGCAGCCCGGGCCAAGCGUCACAGGCCACCCCUUACGCCACUACUCAAAUCCUUCACACGAGCAGCAUCCACGAGCUGGCCGUGGAUCUUCCUGAGGCUCAAUGGAAGGCCUCGCUCCAGGCUAAGCAGGAGAUGGCCAACUUGGGCUACUCGCUACCCGACAAGAACACCUGCAACAACACCCUUCUUUUCAUUCCCGACUACCGACUGACCGACGGGCUGUCUAAUCGAAUUCCACACAACCAAUCGCAAGAUUUCAGCACCACCAGCUCUCACAACAGCUCAGAGCGAAGCGGCAGUCUCUCAGGUGGCAAGGGAGGAAAGAAGAAGAAGACAAAGGCCGGUUCUAAGCCCCCGAAAGUCAACGGUUCCAAUUGGGCCAAUGUCCCCUUACCCCCUCCCCCCAUUCACCCGCUUCCUGGCACAGACAUGGACCACUAUCCCAAUGAGCACCACGACGGGUAUGAGAGCGACGGUUGGGGUCCGCCGAUGCCGGUGCAGACGUACCUCCAUCAGGGCUUGGAGGAUGAGCUGGAAGAAGAGGAGGAGCGUGUGCCCACCCCGCCCGUCCGGGGGGUGGCGUCUUCCCCAGCCGCCGUCUCCUUCGGACAGCAGUCCACGGCUACCCUCACCCCGUCGCCACGGGACGAGAUGCAGCCCAUGCUCCAGGCACAUCUGGACGAGCUGACCCGAGCCUACCAAAUGGACAUGGCCAAGCAAACAUGGCACAUUCAAGGGGGGGCCCUUCCGCCCCAGGCUCCGGCCCCUCCGGUGGGCUAUGUGUCAAGCACAAUGGUGUCCGACAUGGAGACGGACCUGCCGGACGACGAAGGCGAGGAAGACGACGACGAGGAAGAUGAAGGGUACGGAGCCAGGCAUCCCCGUGGAAUCGAGCACACGCCAGGGUCUAGCAUGGACAACCUGGACAGCUCUUUGACAGGCUCCAUGGUGAACGGUUGGGGCUCGGCCUCUGAGGACGAGCGCAAUUUCUCCAGCCACCGCUCCAGCUUGGGUAGCUCGUCUGACGGCUCCAUCUUUACCCACUGCAGCUUUGCCCAGGCCCUAGUGGCCGCUGCGGACAAAGCAGGUUACCAGCUGGACGGCACGAGCCUCAGCAAGCGUGAUAAAGGCUUGUCCCAAAGACACCGGCCUGGCAGUCCUUUCUCAACAGAUGGCAGCACAGUAGGAAGUCAUAGCUUGGGCCACCCGAGGGCCCAAAGGCCAGCACGCAAACCCCGGAACCAAGGCACGGCACCCCACCGCAGAGAUGCCGGCGCAGACGACCUACCUCCCCCUCCUGAGCCUCCACCUGGCCAGGGCCAAGCCCGAGCCCAGACAGGGCGCUGCAUCAACAGCAUGAUCCCCCCUCCGGAGAGAAAGGCGACGUCUCUGGAGCGCCCGCCCAUGUCGGGACCACUGUCCGCUAUGGCGGACGACAGGCAAAUGACACGUGCCACCCUGGAGCAUCACCGGCAGGCUCAAGAGCGACUGGGCUCUGCAGAAAGAGGCGACGAUGUGCGCAGAGGUUAUAAGACUGAGGACGGAUGCCUGCCAUACCAUAAACCGUCCUUCCCGUCACCAGGUGGCCACAGCUCAUCGGGGACGACCUCCUCCAAGGGUUCAACGGGCCCCCGCAAGACAGACGGCCCGCGGCAGCCACAGCAGUGGACGGCCAUGGAGCACGCAGACUUCCUGGGGACCAAUGGACAGGGGCAGUACUCAGGAGAGUUAUGUAAGUUUGACUAA